AUGGAUUAAUUAAAUUCAUGGGGUUAUUGUAAUCCAACUAAUUGGGAAGAUAAACUUCCAAAACCAUAUAAGUAAUUUAACAAAUUACUAUUAUAGAUUCAUAAACAAAAUCUUAAAUACUAUGAUACUUAAUGAAGUUUACAAUAAAGUAUUCGAAAUUGAAAAAUAUCGUUCUGACCCAAAUUAUGAAGGACAAUUAAGAACGUUGCCUCCUUAAGGUGUUUUUGACAUUCCUUAAUUGAGUUGUGUGAGUCGAGAUAGUUCAAGCAAUUUAGUAGCAGCAGGAGAUACUUAGGGAAAUUUAAUGAUAUUAGAUUUAAGUAAGAAACUUAGAAUUGCCAAGAAAGAAACAAAUGGGAAAAGAAUACUUAAAGUAUGUUUAAGUAGUAGAGAUUAAGCAACAGAUGAUUAUAAGAAUGUUUGUGUGUAGAAAGUAAUUAUUAAUUUAGGAUUGGAGUUGUUUAACAUAAUGAUCCAGUUGUGUACAUUUAUCGUUUCAGACCAUUAGAAAAUAAACUAUUACUUCAUCACACUAUUACAAUGUCAAAGGACAAGAAUGUAAUAGGUGAAUAUCCAGUAGAUGUAGAUAUUAGUUAAUUUUCUUAAUAUAUAACUGUUACAUAAUAUAAUGGAAGUGUCAAAGUGUUUAGAAUUCCAGAUUUAAAAAUAGAUUAAUAAUCAAAUUCAAGUCAAAUAUCAAAUAAUAGUGUUGGAGCAUAAAGUCCAAGACAUAUUUAAAGUUAAUUUAAACCAUCACCAAUAAAAGGGAAAGAAUAGCCAAUAGUGGCUCCAAUUCAAUAAUAAUAAAUUUAAACAUCUCCAAUGGAUAUUACAUGUUCUGAAUUAACUGAUUUGGUUUAUUAAGUUAAGUUUAAUGGAAUACAGAAAACACUGGAUUAUAAUGGAAUAAUAGCUAAAAUUAAAUAAGAUUUUACCACUCCAAAAGAGCCUCCUCCUGAAGAAAAGGUUGAUCCAAAAAAGAAGGCUCCAGUUCCUCCAAAAAAAGCUGUGGAAAUAGCACCUGUACCAGUUGUAGAGGAAAUACUUUAUGAUGAAAAUGAUAAUGGAGCAGUACCAAAUGAUGAUGAUUAUCCAAUUCAGAAAUAUAGAGCUUUAGUUGAAUUUAUUAUUGAAAGAUUUAGUAUACAAAAUGGAAACAAAACAUUUAAUUCAUAUAAAUAGCAUGAAUGCAUAACAGGAAUAGUAGUUGGUUGGACUAAUACAACAAGAGUUGAAUUACAUCGUUUUACUAGUGCAAAGAGAUCAGCACUACCAGAAUACUUAAGUGCUUCUUUUGGAUUACCAUCUUAAUAGCUAUUAAAGUAGUAAGCAUCAAUUACAGAAGUUUAAAUUCUUUAUCCUUUGAGUUGUAUGGCCAUAUCAAAAUCAUCAGUAUAUUUAGCUGCUGGGUUAUAAUAAGGAAGUGUCUUUGUAUAUGAUAUAAUAUUAGAAUAAGAGAGAUUUUAUUUAGAUAAGCAUAUGUACAAUUGUACUCAGAUUUAAUUUUGUGAUGAUAAUAGAUUAGUUUCAUCUUCAUAUGAUGGAAGUGUUAAUAUCUAUGAUAUAAAGGAAGGUAAGUUGUUGUGUAAAAGAACACAUCAAUUUAGAAAGGGAAGUAAAGUAAAAAAGGAAGAAUAAAAAUAAGGAUUGUGGAGAAUUAUUGGAAUGAGUGUUAGUCAUACUGGAGUGGCAGCUGCUUUGGAUGCUUAAUAAGAAGUUAGAAUUUAUGAUGUUUGGCAUGGUGAAAAAAUAGGGAAACUUACUCCUUAAUAAGUUAUGGAUGAUAAAUUAAGAUAAUGGGUUUAAGAUAAACCAUUAGUGGCAUGUUAUAAAAACGAAAUUUUAAUAUCAGCUGAUGUUUUACAAGUUAAUUAAUAUACAACAUUACAAAUUUAUAAAAUAUUUGACAAUUUGGUUAAUUUAUUUCCAGGAUUAGCUAAUAUAUAUAGAAAAGGAAUUGAAAAAGAUAAAGUCAUGAACUUAUUUGAAAAAAUAUCCAAAAGUGAAUUAUAAAAUCCAUAAUUUGAUAUUCCAAAUCUUUUAGGAAAUGGUAAUAAUCAAUUAAAAAUUCCUGGAUAAGAACAUAGACCUAGUUAAUAAAGAGGAAGCUAAUAAAGAAUUGGGUAUACAUAUAAAUAAAUUUAAGAUCAUAACAUGGUUCUCAUAAAAGUGGUAAAUUACCUCCUGCAGCCCCUUCAAGUAUUAAAGGAGGUCCUGUCUCUCUCAUAAAUUCAUUACAUAAAUCUAAUCAUUCAGAUUAAUAGGUUGAUUUUAAUUCAUCUUUCAAAAGUUAUCAAGCUUCUUCAAUGUCUCAUAGACUCUCAAAACAAAAUUCAAAAUAAGCCAUAUUAACUAAAGAAAUGCUACAUCCUGAAUAGUUCUUAUUAGAGAAGGAUAAAUCUUCAAUUCCAGUUUUAAUCAAAGAUGAUACAAGUAUGGUUGAACGUUGUAGAAGUAGAAAUUCUGAAAGAUUGGUGAGAAUCGAGAAGGUUAAUAAUAUGAUAUAGAAAGUUGGAUAAUAAUUGGCUUAAGAGGAGGAAAAGAAGAAGCUUCAAGAGCGUCAUCGUUAAUUGUCUUCUGCUAAAUGAUUAAUUAAUUAUGUAUUUGUUGUAAUGAACCCAAAAAAUAUAAAU
Paramecium primaurelia is the source of this 2633-nucleotide messenger RNA. The record is from the annotation of a GenBank genome assembly. NCBI's taxonomy places the organism in Eukaryota, Ciliophora, Oligohymenophorea, Peniculida, Parameciidae.